Molecule: messenger RNA, 8268 nt
Organism: Nymphalis io (European peacock)
Lineage: Eukaryota; Metazoa; Arthropoda; Insecta; Lepidoptera; Nymphalidae
Gene: Golgin104
Product: coiled-coil domain-containing protein 186
Exons: 14
Coding region: 124-3015 (963 amino acids)
Biological process (GO): vesicle cytoskeletal trafficking
Cellular component (GO): trans-Golgi network
Molecular function (GO): small GTPase binding
Source: RefSeq, a predicted model, not a curated record
UCCAGAUGUUAAGUGUUUAUUUUUAUUGAUAAAAAGUAGCAUCUAAAAUUCUAAUGGCUUUCAUGCUUCUAUAUUAUAAAUUGCAGUGGUUAAAGAGUAAAAAAACAGUGUGAAACACUUGAUAUGUCGGUGGACGCAGAGAGCUUGGUCAAUAUAAAAUGUGCCAACGUUGAUACUAUGAAAGAGAAUGGAUCCAGUUCGAUAUCACACGAUUCCGGAAUUGAAAUAUCCGAGGUGACUUCCGCUGCAUUGCCUUCAUCACACUCUAAUAUAUCCCAUAUAGAAACUACAGAGAAUAAUAAAAAUUCCACCGAGUUGAAUGUUGAUGAAUCGCAUAAUGAUGCCCUAGAAAACGAUGGUAGUUCCGACAUAUCCACUCCUACCUCCUUGUCCUCCGAGGACAAAGACUUUAAUAACUUCGACACACAUUCCAAAAUUCAUGAUAUAGAAAAUAUAUCAGAUAACACUAGCUAUAGUGCGAAUGACCAUAACGAAACUAAAGUAUUAAAUAAGGAAAUACCGAUUGUCGAAAGUAAGGACGAUAUUUUAGACAAUUUAAACGACUCAAUGACCUUAAUAAAAACAUGCAAUUUGAAUAGUGAAUCCAACAAAACAGCUUCAUCGUAUAGUUUGAAUGAGCCAAAUGACCAAAUUACUACUAACGUCUCUCAUCUCAGUCGUAGUGCUGAUAACAUUUCGAAUUAUGACACACAUGAUGAUACAAACCAUUUAAUUACCAAAGACCUCGAUCAAGAAAGGAUUCUGUCCGAAUUCUUAAGCCAAAAAAAUAAAGUAAGUGCAACCCAGAAAAUAGUACUAGACAAUCCACAAAUUGCUGAUGGAAAAUAUGCCAGAUUACCAAAAGAAAUUUUGUCACAAGAUCUCGGUAGUAUAGUUAAAAACGUCCACGGUAUAUUUUCCUCUGUAAGUGGAAGUUUGAAAAAUGCUUACAAUAAUACUCAAAGAGUAACACAGAAGCCUAUCGUAAAAACUGUCAAACCCGUCACCAAUGGUAGGAUAAUGAAUGAGAUAUUUGAAUGUGCGGAGGAAAAGGUAGUACACGAUGUGCCCAAAUUACAAAACGACAAUUCAAGUUUAAAUAUAGAACCUGUUCCAAAAUCUGACGUGCCAGAGAUAGAACAAGAACAGAUCGACGGUAAUAAUGAAAUGUUAAAAUUACAAAUAGAAUCUUUGGAGAGAGUAUUGUUUGAGCAGAGAAAAGAAAAUGCAUCACUCCGGGAGAGAGUCAAGCAACAGUGUGAUGAAUUGCAGGCCAAGGAUCUAACAUUCAAGGACUUAGAGGCUAAAGUUGAUUUGAUGUGUAAGAGAGCGGAACAAGCGCAGAGGGAAAAGGACGCAGCAGUGAUGCGCUACGCCAGCACUGAGUGUGCUGCUAUUGAAGCGAAGAGAGCAGCAGAAACAGCCACCAAAGCUGAACGUGCGGCGAUUGCUGAACGGGAGUUGGCAACUGCAAAGCUUCGUACAGCGAGAGAGGAGAAGCAACGGAUUUGUCAACUGUAUGAUGAUAAGUGCCAUGAACUGCAGAACAGUGAACGGGAAGUGGCUAAAGUUCGCGAGGAGUUCCGGGAAGUCGAAGGUCGUUUGAAAUGGACGCAGAGCAAGCUUCGAAUGGAAAUGAACGCUUUCAAGGAAAGCGCAGAAAGGGUUGAGAAAUUAUCACAACAAGUCGCAGAGUUGGAGGCGGCUAAAGAAGCGGCCAUUUUGAAUGCAACUGACUCGAUCCGAGCUAAACAAUUAGAAUCAGAUUUGAAAGAGAGUCAAGCGACUUUAAUCAUGUGUCGUCAUGAGAAGGAUGAUUUCGAAAGACGUCUGACCGUCGCGCUCCAACAACUAGACACAUGCAAGAGGGAACGGGACGAAGCUAGCGGAUCUCUCGCUCUAGCCAAUGAACAGAUUGAAUCGCUGAAGGAGAGCAACGUCCGUUUGGAGGAGGAAGCGGCGGAGCUGGCGGCGUUGCGUGCGAGGGCGGCGUUGGCUGACACACUCGAAGCUCAGCUGCAGCGAGAGACGGAGCGCGCGUGGACGGCGGAGCAAGCGCUGAGCACGGAGCGCGCGCGCGCCGAGACGUGUCUGCGGCGGGAGGCGGCCGCGCUCGAGCACGCCGCGCGCCUCACCGCCGCGCACGUGCACGAGCGCGCGCGCGCCGCCGAGCACGAGGCCAAGGCUCAAGCCCUCGCCGCGGACAACACAUCCCUCCGGGAGACGGUGCAGGUUUUGCAAGAGGAGGCUGGCAGGUUGAGAUCCGCGUUAGAUGAUGAAAUGGAUCGACGGAAUAAAGAGAACCGGGUGCUAGCGAGGAAGGUCGCAGAGCUGACAGAGGAAGCAGCGGAAGUGAACAAAAAGUUGGAGUACGAACAGGGAGAGAACAGCGUGCUGAAGAAGAAGCACGCGAGUGCCAUAAAGGAAUUGAAUCGAGAAUUAAACCGAGCCUUGAAACGAAUAGAGUUGUUGGAAGCGAAGUUACCUCAAAAUGACGCCAAUUCGACUUGCAGGGGGUCAGUGUCGUCUUUAAGCAGUGUCGACAGUCCGCACGAAGAACGCGUACAGAACGGGCACGAGGAUGUACCUAAUGUUCAGCCCGAGCCGCGCGCGCUGGUGGAGCGCAUCGUGUCGCUGCAGCGCGCGGCGGCGGCGCGCUCGGAGCGCUGCGAGUUCCUGCAGGAGCACUGCGCGCACCUCACGCGCGAGCUGCGCCGGAAGUCGCGCGUGCUGCGCGCCGCGCUGGCCGCGCUGCCGGCCGCCGCGCUCGCCUCGCCCGCGCACGAGCGACACAAGAGUGAAAUCGCUCAAAUGGGCGGUGGUGCGAUGGCCGCGGUAUGGGGGGGUGACCCUGGAGGGAUGACGCUGGAACUGUCGCUCGAGAUGAACAAGAGACUCCAGGCUGUUCUCGAAGAUACGAUCCUGAAGAAUAUUACUCUUAAGGAAAAUAUGGACACGUUAGGAGAGGAAAUAUCGAGAUUACGCGAACAAAUGAAAUGCAACGAUAAAAAGUAACAAUCGCACGUACCUUAAACCUACCUUAAUUUAUUUCUCUCUUUCACGCAUAUGGAUUUAAUCAUCUAUCUCGCUCGUGUAAUGUAAAAAUAUGAAACACGAAGGUAAGUUGUUACAAUCACAUGUACCUUAAAUAUUUGUUAAUUUAUUUCUAUGUAGUAUUUCGUCUCUUUCUCGCAUGUGGAUAUAGUCAUCUGUCUCGCUCGCACGCGUUUCAUAUCGCAGGGGCGUUGAUUAUUUGUAUUACAUUUUACUGAUUGUAAAAUAUUUUUAAUCUUUUUUAAUUAGGUUCUUAUUGUGAAUGUCCUUCGUGGUACUGGUUGCAUAACUAUCUCAUGCUUGACGGUGAAGUAAAACCCAUCCCUCCCAAUUUUAACGGCGUCCUAGGCCGGGUUCCUUCAAAGGAGGCGUGAAGAGGCAUCUUGUGCCGUCGUCGCGUUUGAACUCUACUACCACUUACCAUCAGGUGGAGUAGAGUCAUUUGGCCUUCUAAAAUAAACUAUAUAAAAUAUAAAAAAAACCGAGGUCCGGCCUCAGAGGAGGCACCCUUAGGACGUCCGUUUCUCUUGAGCCCCUCGUGUGGCUCCCAGCAUCCGGCUGAGUUUAACUCGCCCAUCCCGCCAGGUGACGCUGUCGAAGCCACCAAGGCCAACAGCAAUACACAGUCCGAAAAAAAUAAAUGAAGAAAAACAUCGUGAAGAAACCUGCAUGUGCAUUCAUUGAAAUUAUACCACAAGUGUAUUCUACCAACCCGCAUUGGAGCAGCGUGGUGGAAUAAGCUCCAAACUUUCUCCUCAAAAGGGAGAGGCCUUAGCCCAGCUGUGGGACAUUAACAGGCUGUUACAGUACUGUUAUUAUUAUUUAUUCUGUGUCAACGAAUGUUAACGGGAUACUUUAUAAUCAAAUCGUUUAACGAACCGCCAUGAUUAUUUCUAUAUAAUCGCAUGUAUGUAUUUGUAAUAAUACUUUCCUCAUUUGCCAUUUGUUAUUUGCCGUUAUGGACACCUUAGCUCGUCUGGGUAGGUACCACCCACUCAUCAGAUAUUCUACUGCAAAACGGCAGUACUUGGUAUUGUUGUGUUCCAGUUUGAAGGGUGAGUGAGACAGUGUAAUUACGUCUGUAAAACAUCUUAGUUCCCGAGGUUGGUGGCGUAUCGGCGAUGUAAGCGAUGGUUAACAUUUCUUACAAUGCCAAUGUCUAUGGGCGUUGGUGACCACGUACCAUCAGGUGGCCCAUAUGCUCGUCCGCCUUCCUAUUCUAUAAAAAAAACACCAUCCCGUCUAUUAUAAGGGAUGCUAUUAUUUUGUGAGCUUCCGAGUGGCGUUCCCAAAUGAGCCGAUCGGAUAUUCAGUUCUUUCCACUUUUAUCAGUCGGAUGUGACGUCACUAAUGGCAAUGGAUUGGCUUGGCUCAUAUAAAAGGCGAAACGUGUGUGUCGAGUUUCAAAUAACGUUAUACAAUGGCGCGAGCGAGACAGCUAUUGCGAGAGGGAGAUGUAUUUUUUUUAUUACGAAAUUGAACGUUAACGUCGUAUAUCAAACAUUCCUGUUUAAAAUUAUUGGUAUUGUUAUAAAUUUGUAUGUAUGUGUGUAUUGAUUGCAAAAGUGACUUAACUUCUAUACUAUUCAAUUUAAAACAUAGCAUUAAAAAAAUAUCGUCCAGCAUCGUACACGCGAUAGAAGUGGAACAUCUAAAAAUAUAUAGCUCUCUUUCUUACUCUCUACGUCACAUCUUUUUUCUCGCUCGUUUUACUAAAUGCGCCGAAAAGUGACUUGUCCUUUAAAAUUUGCUCUCAAUUUUCUUCAAUCUAUCAAUUAUUGAAGUUUCGCGUCAAAAAUAUUAUAGAUAAUUUAAAAAACGACAAGGUAACUUAGGCUGUCUGUUUUUAAUUAUAUUUUUUACAUUUUACUUUACGCAAGCUCGUAUGGAUACCACGCACCCAUAAGAUAGACAAUAUAGAUGAGCUUGCUUAUUUAUCUUUAUUUAUUUAUUUGUCGGGCCGGUUGGCGUGGUUGGUUGCUUGCCUUUUACGCCGAAGGUUGUGGGUUCGAUUCCCACCCGGGACAGACAUUUGUGUGCAUGAACAUGUCUGUUUGUUCUGAGUCUGGGUGUAAUUAUCUAUAUAAGUAUGUAUUUACAAAAGAAAAGUAGUAUAUGUAGUAUAUCAGUUGUCUGGUUUCCAUAGUACGAGCUCUGCUUAGUAUGGGAUCAGAUGGCCGUGUGUGAAUAAUGACCCAGGACAAUAUUUUAAUAUAUAUUAAUAAUAGUUUGAAGUGAAGUCACUUUUUGAAUCACAAUUGUGCGUAUAUGACUAUUUAAAAGUAGGAAAUAAAUUUCUAAAAAUAUUAUAAAUAAUGUAUGUACAUACGAUUGAUUACGUACUUAUACUUAAUCGAAUGUGUGGCGUCGGUUUUAUACGACAGCUAAAUUUAAAAAAAAAAAACGUAAAGUGUUGCCAUAAACAAUAUUAUAAAUAAUGUUUUGUCCUUAAAAUGUUUUAAUUAUUUUUAGGGCAGAUAAACUAGUAUUUUCUGAUUAAUUAUGUUAUGACAAAUGAAAUUAUAUUAAUUAUUGUAAUUAUAAUUUCGAUUUGAUUGAAAUUAUUCAUUUAGUCCUUUUUUAACCCUUAAAUGCUGCCAUUUGUCUAUAGACGCGUUACGUUAAAAAAAACAUUUUCAAAUUAUUUCUGAACGCAUUUCGAAUGUCACUUUGAAUGCAGACAGAAAAUAUUUUAUAACUUAUCUAUAUAUUUUAGAUAUGCGAGUCGCGCAUUUAAGGGAUUUUAUUGUGACAAUUUUAUUUUUUAAAUAGGAACAAUUUUAAUAUAAAUAUGAUAAAUGAUGAAUGUGAGAAUUUUUAAUGUUGGUAACACUGUUAAACCGUAAACGCAGGCCGCAUUUCCACGCUGUACAGUAGUUGCCGUUUGCAGUUAUGUUCUUGUAUUAAAUACAAUGUUUUUUUUUUUUUAAUAAUUAAAAUUGUAAAAAAAUAAAUAAAUAAUUGAGAGUGUAUGAUUGUAUAAAUACAUUAUUUGCCAAUCAUUCUUAAGGAAAAUAGUUAGAAAAUGAUUAAAGUUCUUUAAAUAAACAAUCUUAUUGUAGUUAAAAUAUAUAUUUAUAUAUGUCGUGAAAUGAUAUUUGUCGUGAAAUUAUAAUUUGAUGAAACCAGUUUAUUAUAAUCUCUAUGCCGUACAAUUUCUGAACGAUUGAAAUCUCCAUGUUGUUAUAUUAAAAUUUAAAUACUGAAAAAAAAGUUGUCUCAAAAACAUAAAUUUUAAUUACAAUAGAAAAUAUCAAUUAUAUUAUAAAUCCAGUGAAUUGUAAUUUGAAGAAAUAUACACAAUCGUCUGAUUGUUAAACGACCAUUGAAGAGGCGACUAAUCGAAUCGCACCUCAUCAAGUGUUGCCAUUAUAAAAUUAAUUAAUUAGGACUAUUUAUAGUGUAAAAAAAUCGUCCAGUGAUAAAAUUCCUUGCAAAUCUUAUUAUUACAUUAUAAUAUUAGACGAAAUAAUCUUUAUUAGAAUAACAUGACUUAAAGUUAAAUAUAAUAAUGGUCGCCACAUAGGUAGGUACUCAGCCAACGAGAUAUCAAGUAAUUUUUUUAUUGAAAACCGAUACUGUCACUAAUAUAAUGGCUUUUACAAUAACGCUUCGAAAUAUUUAUAGUGCGAUUUGACAUUAGAGAAAGUGUUUCAAAAACAAUAGUUUAUAUUUAGAGCGUAGAGGUAAAGGGAAGUACAUUUGUGUAUGAAAAGUGUACCUUAAAAUGUAUGAAAAUAAAUGGCCCCGCUAGAGGUUGCUAUUUGAAGGAACGCGUUUAUAUUCGGUUGAUUAAAACGGAAAUAAUAAGAGGAAGUUGUCAUCCGCCUUCGAAUUUAUAAAUUUCAAUUAAUAAACACAGCCCUCCAACUACAGUAGCGCCAUUCUGGCAAUUUAUGGAACCCUUAUUUCAGACAUUUCGAGUUGGUAAUGCUUUAAGAACCAACUUGUUAAAUGUCAGAAAGUAAUAUGCGAUAUUGACCUUUAUAAUUAUAACAUUUCAAGGAUACACGAAUCAAAAUUGUAUAUCGCCAUACGUUGGUUACCAACAUUUCAAUGGCGAGUAAUGAAGUGAGUUCUUACUGAAUAGCACUGCACCCAUGCAUUCCUUACCUCAACACUCCAUAAUAUAGAAGUCGAAGGUUAUUAUGUAUUCAUAAAUGAAACUGAAUUUCAACAUGGCGUUCUUUGUAUCUUUCUUAGUCUAAAUUUAAUAUAUGUUCGUUAAUCUCUGUUGGAGCGUAACGUUUUUAUCAGCGAUCUUAACGAAGCAUUGGUUAUUGAUUUUUGUUAUGGUGGAAACUUCUCGAAAUGCCCUCAAAAAUAUUGGUCAAUAGCUUAUUUAUUCUGACAGAUCGAAUUCUAUCUCUUUCUGAUUAGGAGAUUUUGAGGAUUCUUUCUGAUUAUCUGAUAAGGAUAAAAAUAGAUGUUUUAGAGUUAUCACGUGAUUGUUAAGCGAAGGCAAGCGAGCAGCUCUGUGUUUUCAAUGUUAUAUUUUUUUUUCAUAAUUUCGUUGCGUGGAAUCUACGCAGCGUGGACUCUCCACACCGUCUCCUUAGACAACGGUAGUUUCGUUUAACUUUUCUACUUAAUAAAAAGUAUAACUAAGAUCUGGAAAAUUAUUUAUUACGUCGAUUGUGUGCGAAUGACUAAUUUAUUAUAAAAUUGUAGCUUUCUUGGAUACUACGUUUAUCUUAUGAGGCUGCAGAUUGCUAUGGUUUGAAACCCGGCUGAAUAAUAAUCAUUGGGGUUUUCUAUCCAAAUAGGUUGUUAAAUUUUUGUCCCUUGAAAGCACGAUGCAAGUCUAUAUAUAAACGACAAGGUAAAUAUCGGUUACCAAUAAACAGUUAUCAACGAAACUUUUUUGUGACCUGACAUAUCGAAUACUUACAAUUUAAAAACUUUACUUUUUAAAUUGGUGGUAUCUCCGAUAUUAAUUUGUCAAACGGUAGGACAUUGCUUUUAACUGCGUGCGAACUUUUGUGUUUUUUUAACUGUAAAUAUAAACGAAUGCAGUAAGAUUACCAUAGACUAGAUGUCGUUGACGGCUAGAGAUUAUAGAUGACAUUAAGUUCUAAUGCCUAAUUUAAUUAAAAAAUAUUUCUCUGUGUUGCCUAAAUAAAAAAUAUCGCUCUGUGUAUCAAUUUUCUAAUUUAGGUAUUCAAAUUAUAUAAUGUAAAUUGUUGUCAAGUGUAAAGUUUAAUUCUCCAAUGA